AUGUUUGUUUACAUCUCUACUUCAACUAAUCUGGAAUUAUUCUUUAUUUGUGCUGAACAAUUUCUUGACAAUUUCGAUCAGAGCAGCAGAAUUUUUCAUUAGGUUGCUCUGGCUAGGAAUUUAGCGUUCCCUAAUGAUUUAGAAGCAAAUAAUUCGAUUGAUGAUUUGUGCAGAAUUGACUCAUUUAUGUCGUUCCGUCGAGAAAAUUUAUCGUCAACAGACGACUCACAUAACAUACCGUAUUUAAAACAUCAAUACAUAAUCAUGUUUUAGAGCGUUAAAAACUAAACCAUGGCGAACGAAAGUUGGGAGAUAUCCAUUCAAGUAAUGGAAGAGUCUCUUCAGCCGCAAGAAGAGAUAAACGUGGAGCAGGAGGUGGAGCCGCUGUUGUCGGCGGAGCAGUUCGAGCUGGACUCGUCUAAUUGUAAGGAGGAGGUACUGGACGAGAAGGGCUGGACCGACCUGAGCUUCCUGUGUCGCAUCUGCGCACAGGAGACGGCCGACGGCGUGCAAAUAUUCGGCCCCGAGGGCCUGGAUCUGCAUCUGCCGGAGAUUAUCGCCUUGUGCCUGCCGAUAAAGGUGUACAAGGAGGACGCCCUGCCGCAGAUAGCGUGCAGGCCGUGCCUUGCCGCCGUCGAGCAGGCCCACACAUUGCGCAACACGGCCCAGCAGGCAGACAGCAACCUCAGGCGGAUCCUCGGACUGCACGCCAAGAAAGCCGACGACCCGCUGACCCAAGUAGAGCUGAGCGACUGCAAGAAAUCGGUCUGCGAGCUGUGCCGGCAGAAUUUUAACGAGGAGGUGGUGCCGCACGUUAUCACGAUAGGGGCCAUUCCGAGUGAGGUGCCGCCUGACGAGGACGAGGAGCCAAUGCACGAGGAGGAAGACUGUAAAGACGUGCUGCCAACAACGAAGUCCCAACCAAAGCCAAAGCGGCGGUACAAGACUCGGCAGAUGGAAGAGCCGGCGCCGCUGAAGGAAAGCAAGCUGCGACCGCGUAAAGGUCGGCAGCGGCUUGUGGCGAAGGAGGCCGUCGCGGGGGCGGCCACGGGGGUUGAGGUGGUGUGCGGUGAGUGCGCAGCCUCGUUCCAGCGGCGGGAGCAGCUGUCGCGGCAUGUACUGGCGCAGCACCAACGCCACUUGUGCCCGGCGUGCGACGCCAGUUUUGAGACGCAUGAAACGCUGGCCGAGCACUCGCUGGCGGAGCACAACAGCCCCCUCGGCCCCCAGCGCUACCACCACCCACCGGGCACCCCCAUCGUCUGCCCCCACUGCCGCAAGCAGUUCAAAAGCGUGUCCGGCCUGUGCCACCACGUCGACUCGCUCCACCUCAACAUCCCUGGUAACUUCCUCUGCAACCAGUGCGGAAAACCGUUCUAUGGAAAGAAGAAGCUUGAGCUCCACAUGAUGCGUCACACAGGGAUCAAGACAGUGAUGUGCCAGGACUGCGGCAAAAUGUUCUACAACGAGUCAACGCUGAAGAUCCACUCGGAGAUGCACUCGGUGGCGCGCAAGUAUAUGUGUGAGCAGGCCGAUUGCGGCAAGACGUUCAAGCACUGGCGCAACCUUUACGCACACGCGCACACAGUGCACGGCCGCAAGUGGAAUUACGCGUGCGCAGCGUGUCCGCAGUCUUUCAAGACAAGCGAAGAGGCGGUUGCCCACCUGGCCACCCAUUCGCCUGAGGAGCGCCAGGCGGCCGAGGCAACCACCGAUGGCCAGGGCUUCACGCAGGUCUCGCCCUACGAGUGCCGCGUCUGCUUCAAACGCUACAACUCGCAGCUCCACUACGCCAACCAUGUCCGCACCCACGAGCAACAACAGCAGCAGGCGGGUAGUGCAUGCGAGCAGCGCAACUUUGAGUGCCCGACGUGCCUGAAGCGUUUCAAGAGCAAGCACUACCUCAAGAUUCACGAGGGCGUGCACAUGAGCAUGAAGCCAUUCUGCUGCCAGUACUGCGGCAAGUCGUUCAUAACCAAGAUGCUGCUGCAGACGCACGAACGCAUUCACACAAACGAGACGCCGUUCCGGUGCGACGUGUGCGGCAAGGGCUUCCGCGCGCAGAAGAAGCUGCAGAUCCACAAGCGCGACGUGCACGACAAGAUCAAGAACUUCCUCUGCCUGACGUGCGGCAAGGCGUUCUCGCGCAAGAAUCACUUGGACGCGCACAUCCGCACGCACACCAACGAGCGGCCCUUCCAGUGCGACGUCUGCGGCCAGGGCUUCAAGCAGGUCGGCGACAUGCGCAGACACGUCGCCAGGCACCAAAAUGCCGCCCUCAAACCCACCUUUGGACAAAAUUCAGUUCCUCAGGUGCUUUGAGAGUCAAAUAGAAGUGAUGGUGAAUUUUUAACAGUUUUGUGAACUAUUUUGCACGUGGUGUGCUUUUUGACAUCGUCAGUACAAAUUUUUUGGACUAGAAGUUUAUCGAAAUAUUCUACGCUGAGAGACUCGUUCUAGCUUCUUUCAAACUCGCUCAUUCAACUGGGUUCGCUGAUUCUUGUCAUCGUAAUAAAAUAAAAUUUUAAAGACGGA
Molecule: messenger RNA, 2535 nt
Organism: Cloeon dipterum
Lineage: Eukaryota; Metazoa; Arthropoda; Insecta; Ephemeroptera; Baetidae
Product: zinc finger protein ZFP2-like
Exons: 7
Coding region: 292-2322 (676 amino acids)
Biological process (GO): regulation of transcription by RNA polymerase II
Cellular component (GO): nucleus
Molecular function (GO): zinc ion binding; RNA polymerase II cis-regulatory region sequence-specific DNA binding; DNA-binding transcription factor activity
Source: RefSeq, a predicted model, not a curated record